UCCUCCUUAACGCAAAUGCUUGCUGACACAGCAUCACUUCGGCUAAAUAGAGGAUUUUUCUUGUUGUUGGAUAGAAAAGGACCAGGAGCAAGAUGUAUAGUUUUGACGGAAAACACAGGCAAAAGCCGAUUGUAUCAUUACGUGGCGCAAGUAAAAAGGAAACAAAAUCUUCUUUUAUGGAAAAAAGAUUGCAGGAAAGGCAACAAAGAUGGAAUGCCAGAAGUGAAACUUCUGCGUGUAUACGAAUUCAAAAAUUUGUGAGGGGAUGUCUGUGCAGAAAAAGAGAAGCACGAAAAUUGCGAGAUUUAUUUGACCAGGAAAUUAUAAUGCUACGAAAAAAAGAUACAAAAAAGGAACUCAGGUUCGACGAUACAAAAAUUGCUCUUCGGAUGAUUGGUUUCUUCCACAAUUCACGCACGGAUCAUGAUAGAUUAAUACAACUUUGCCAGUUGAUUUUAAAACUUCACAAUGCCGGAGAAAUACACACAGCCGAAGGCGAAAGGAGAUGGAUCCAUCAGUUUAAAACUUUACUUUAUCUUUGUUUAAGGAAUUUAGAAGAUUCAACAGACCCAAAAAUAUCUAUAACAGUGCCUCUGCGAAUAUUGGAGGUGUUUCUUCAGUCAUAUUUGUUCUCAUCAGAUUCUCAUUCAACAACCAACUCUAACGGCAAAUUGGUGAUUCUAUAUCUAAUUAGAAAAGGGUACUUUAGAUGCGUUAGAUCUCUAAUCAAUAACAGAGUACCAGCAAGUUUGGAAAUGUCAGCGAAACCGCCAACGCCAUUAGCAGCGAGUGUUAAAAACAUGGUGCUGAAGCCGAUUCAAAGUGUGAUGACGCAGACAUCUAAGGCUGAUGAAACUGCAAGGGACGAAAUAAUGUGUAAUUUUGCAAGUGAAAUGUUGUGUCCAGAAAUGUCAAAUCAGCUGUUUCUGUUUCUGAUCCCGUCAUUAGCAGAAGAUGUUCCCAUAGCAGAUCUACUUCAGUCUAUUCUCCGGCUAUCAAAUGUCGAUACAACAUCAACUGAGAUCAAUCCAGGCCUAAUGGUCAAUGCUACAUCUUGGUUACUCUAUGGUCUUCUCUCCUUCGGUGAAAAACAGAUAGGAGGUCUUUCACUGGAAAAUCUGGCAAGAUACUUAAUACUUCUGAAAUACCUUGUGCCCGUUUUGCCGUCCACCAAAGAUAUAACUUCAAAGAGCAAAUCAGCUGAAGAAUCCGACUCCGAUUCGGAUGCCGAAGAAAUCGAAAUGGAAACUGAUUCUCCUCUCGAGGAGUCCAGUUCAAGAAAAUAUGCUAUGUUGCGAGAACAUUGUCUUGAGCUACUAGACUCUCCUAACCAUGUUAAAGAACUUGUUUCUCUUGUUGAGCGUUGCUCCGUCGGAAGGGAGCAGACCUCGACUGAUGACGAAAACAGAAUUAGAAGUGCCUGCAUAGAGGCUAUAUGCAACAUCGCCUUCGCACUAACCACAAAUCAGAAGUUGCUUGUGCAUAAAACAAGAUUGCUGCAGAGAUUAGCUUUCAGCCACCGGUUCAUGAAAGGUACUUGGUACUUGUUGUCAAAACUGACUACGAAAACAGGAGUGGGGAAGGAUGCUUUAUUUGUCAAUCAACUGGCAAGAGGUGCGGUGAUGCCAGAUAGAGAAAAAGCCCGAAUCAUUCCUGUUCUCAGCAUUUUCUGUACGCUGUUCCGAUACGCUUUGUUUUGCGUGUAUGAUACUGACUUUUUCAGUUCAAAGGCAGGCUCAAGUGAUUCUAUGAUGCCCUUUACGCUGCCAAACCUCGUCAGCAUGUCGAAAACACUUCUCGAUGUUUUGAUUGGUCUCAUUCAAAUGAUGUUCUCAGAAACUCGAUCUAACGUUGUGAAUGCUUAUGGCAAAGCUAUGCUGAGUGUGGGGGGCAGACCUCUUGGAGAUGCAAGUGGCUUGGAUGAAUGGGGAGGUACCUGUCAGGCGGUGACUCUGCUGGUACGGCAGCUGCACUCGAGAGACAGCCGUCAUCAGUUUUGCCCCGAGGGACACUGGUUGUCACCUAGAAUUGCAAUAAAUGCCGAGCAAGUUACAAUCGAAGGAUUCUUUGAGGAAAAAGAUGAAAAUGAUGAUACAUUCAAGCCUGGAAUAUCAGCACUCACUGCCAGAAGUAUGGCAAUUUUGCGACACAUUCCUUUCUCAGUUCCCUUCCUACAACGCGUUCAGAUCUUCCAAAGAAUUUUGAACCAAGAUAAAGAUGAUUCACAUGACCCGGCAGCGGAUUUGUCAAUGCGAAACCCAUCAUCGUUCAUAACUGUGAACCGGAAAUACUUGUAUCAAGACGCAUAUGACCAACUCUCUCAAGAAAGAGCGCCUGAUAUCAAAAAGAAAAUUCGUGUGAAAAUGAUCAACGCUCAAGGCCUCGAUGAAGCCGGUAUUGAUGGUGGCGGAAUCUUCCGGGAAUUUAUGUCCCAGCUGGUAAAACAAGGAUUUGAUCCGAGUUACGGUUUCUUCAAAAGUACUCCGGAACAGUUGCUUUAUCCUAAUCCCCAGGCGGCAAAGAUCAAUCCAGACUGCCUGAAGCAUUUCCAUUUUCUUGGCAGAAUACUUGGCAAGGUUAUCUACGAAAACAUGAUGGUUGAGAUGCCCUUUGCUCCAUUUUUCCUCUGCAAGAUUCUCAACAAGCAUAGUGCCGAUGUUGACAUCCACCAUCUUGAAUCUCUCGAUCCUGAACUUUACCGGAACCUUCUAUCAUUGAAAAAUUACGACGGAGAUUUUGACGACAUCGCAUUGAAUUUUACGGUCAUUAAUGAAGAGUUAGGAAAUGUCGAGGUGGAAGACCUGAAACCCGGAGGCCGAGACAUUCUAGUCACCAGCUCAAAUAAAAUUGAAUAUAUCCAUUUAAUGGCUGAUUAUCGACUCAAUAAACAGAUUCGUGCCCAGUGCAACGCCUUCAGAGCUGGCUUGUCUGACGUCAUCAAUAUCGAGUGGCUUCAGAUGUUUGGUCAUCGGGAGUUGCAGGUGCUCAUAUCCGGAGCCCCGGUCCCAGUGGAUCUAGAAGACUUGAGAGCAAAUACCAACUAUUCAGGUGGGUACGAAGAUGGUCAGGAUUACAUCGAAGCCCUUUGGUCAAUUUUGAAUGGAUUCAACGAUGAUCAACGAAGAAAAUUCAUCAAAUUCGUCACGAGCUGUUCAAGACCGCCACUCCUUGGUUUCAAGGACCUCUAUCCUAAAAUGUGUAUUCAUUUUGGUGGCAAAGAAGACCGUUUACCAAGCGCGAGCACGUGCAUGAACAUUCUAAAGUUACCUGAAUAUGAAACAGCAGAAAUCCUGAAAUCGAGACUACUGUAUGCAGUUGAAUCAGAGGCUGGGUUUGAACUUAGUUAGUCUUUAGGUUUAGUUUCAUAAAAGUUAUAUUUUAAAAGUAAUGUUAAUCGUAAUUCAGCCCUUGCCUUCUAUUACAAAGAAAAGUAUUUUCUUGCUAAACUUUUUUUAAUUUGAUUUUCAACAGUUAAUUGACACGUUUUAUUGUUUUGUCGCAUUGAGUUUUUAACUUUGAGUCUAUUUUCUUAUUCAAGAAAACCAAUUUUGUAAUUAGCAAAGGUGAUUAAUUCGUAUGUUUUACUUUUCAUACAAUCCGUCACAGUCAUUCAAAUAUUCACUCGCUCAAAGUCGUGUCAACUCUUAAUACCAACAGUGGUGCUUUGCUUAUGAAGCUUCAAGAGAUGAGGUAACAGACACGCCGAAGCCGAAGUUUUCUAAUUUGUCUAAAGCCCCUUCACCCCAAAA
Messenger RNA from Rhopilema esculentum, 3749 nucleotides. RefSeq names its product ubiquitin-protein ligase E3C. NCBI's taxonomy places the organism in Eukaryota, Metazoa, Cnidaria, Scyphozoa, Rhizostomeae, Rhizostomatidae. The record is from RefSeq and is a predicted model, not a curated record. Gene Ontology annotation, molecular function: ubiquitin protein ligase activity. Gene Ontology annotation, biological process: ubiquitin-dependent protein catabolic process; protein polyubiquitination.